Molecule: messenger RNA, 1123 nt
Organism: Cricetulus griseus (Chinese hamster)
Lineage: Eukaryota; Metazoa; Chordata; Mammalia; Rodentia; Cricetidae
Source: RefSeq, a predicted model, not a curated record
AUGAGCUGGCCCAGGUGCAGGAAAAGAACGCUCACUUCACAAAUGAACAUCACGGAGAUGGUUUGAGAGGACCCAAGUAUUCCCAGCACCCGCAUGGAGGUUCAUUCCCUAACUCCAGUUCCAAGAUAUACAUGAUGCACAGAUCUACACAUAAUUAAAAAAAAAAAAAAAGUCACGAGAAGGAAGAGAAGGAAGCGUUUCCAGAUGACUCAAGACUUAAGCAGAGGCUGCAGAGAGGAACAGAGUGUAUCUAAGGAGCGCACAUAUUCGGAGGAGCAGCCGGGCCCCCCAAACCGGGCGGCGGCCGCGCAGACGCGCAGGUUUCUCGGUUCCGCCUCUGCCACUCUGGACCCUCCUCGCGUUCCGUUCGUGCGUGCGAGCCGGCGACGAGCUGGCUGGGCCGCGGAGGGCGGAUGGCGGACUCGCAGGCGUUCUGCGUGGCCGAGGAGCGCAGCGGCCACUGCGCCGUGGUGGACGGACACUUCCUCUACGUGUGGGGGGGCUACGUGUCUAUUGAAGACAAUGAGGUCUACUUGCCGAAUGAUGAAAUUUGGACCUAUGAUAUUGAUAGUGGACUGUGGAAAAUGCACCUGAUGGAAGGAGAGCUCCCCACCUCCAUGUCAGGAAGCUGUGGGGCUUGCAUCAAUGGCAGGCUGUAUGUUUUUGGAGGAUAUGAUGACAAAGGAUACAGCAACCGACUUUACUUUGUCAAUUUACGGACAAGAGAUGGAACUUAUAUCUGGGAAAAAAUCACCAAGUUUGAUGGACAGCCACCCACACCACGGGACAAACUCUCCUGCUGGGUGUAUAAGGACAGAUUAAUAUAUUUUGGUGGUUAUGGGUACAGGAGGCACAGUGAACUUCAAGACUGUUUUGAUGUCCAUGAUGCAUCUUGGGAAGAGCAGAUAUUCUGGGGGUGGCACAAUGAUGUCCAUGUGUUUGACACAAAGACAAGGACUUGGUCUCAACCAGAAAUUAAAGGUGGAGUUCCGCCACAGCCACGAGCCGCGCAUUCAUGUGCAGUUCUGGGAAAUAAGGGGUAUAUCUUUGGCGGACGCGUUUUGCAAACUAGGAUGAAUGACUUACACUAUCUAAACUUAGAUACCUGGACUUGGUCUGGAAG